Molecule: messenger RNA, 1449 nt
Organism: Tetrahymena thermophila SB210
Lineage: Eukaryota; Ciliophora; Oligohymenophorea; Hymenostomatida; Tetrahymenidae
Product: josephin protein
Exons: 1
Biological process (GO): protein deubiquitination
Cellular component (GO): nucleus
Molecular function (GO): cysteine-type deubiquitinase activity
Source: RefSeq, a predicted model, not a curated record
AAUAAAAUUAUUCAAAAAAAAUUUUGUUUAUUGAUUAAAAUUUUUAUAAUAUUUGAAAGAAAUAUUGUUCUAAAAAGUUUUAACAUGAGUGCUGUGUAUUGGGAAAAAUAGGGAAAUGAUUUAUUAUGCGGAGUACAUUGUCUUAAUUCCUUACUUCAAGGACCUUUUUUUAAUGAAAUUGAUUUGGCUUUAUAUGCUCAGGAAUUAGAUAAAUAAGAAAAAAUCCUUUUAGAAUAAGGAGGAACAGAUUCUAAAGAUUUUUUAGAAUUUGUGGCAGGUGAUUCUCAUAAUGUUGAGGAUGGAGGAAAUUAUUCUAUCUAGGUAUUAGAAAGAGCCCUAAAAAGAUAUAACUUGAAAUGUAAAAAUGUAAACGCUGAUGAAUUAAUAGAUAAAGAUUUAAGUAAUUAGACUGGAUUUAUUUGUCAUAGAUCUCUACAUUGGUAUGCGAUCAGAAAAGUAGAUGGAGUUUGGUAUGACUUAAAUUCUUUGUAUAAAACUGGGCCAAGACACAUAAGUGACUUUUAUCUGAGUGCUUUACUCAUAUAGUUUUAAGAAUAAGGAUAGAAUAUAUUUUUAGUUUCAGGUGAUUAUCCCAAUAAUUAAAAGGUUUUGGAUAACGCUGAGUUUGAAAAACACUAGCUUCUUAUUCUAAAUGAGGAUAUUUAACCUUAUAAAAAUCUUAAAAAAAAAAAUAAUAUUCAAAGUAAUAAAAAAAAAGACAACUAAAUGGAUGAAGAAUGGGAUGAAUAUGAAGAUUUUUCAAAUUAUGAUUAAUAAAAGUCGUAUAAUUUAAGGAAUAAAAGCUAAAAUAAAUAAGUUAAUUAAUCGAAAUAUUAAGAUGAAGAUAUUAAGGGAUAUCAAAAAUAAUUUGAUGAAAUGAGUUAAAAAAAAAAAUAUCAUGAAAAUUAACAAAACAAAAUGGUAGAUGAGCAAAAACAAAAUUAAACUUUAAGCUUUUAUUAAAAAAUUUAGUUAAUAAAUAACAAAUAUAAAUAAAAAGUUGAAAAAAUUGAUAAUAAUUAAUCUAAUUAAAAUAGUUUUUAUAAAAAACUAAGUAAAUAGCAGAAUCAAAAUAGCUUAUUAAAUGAUUAAAGUAAAUAAGUUAACAUUGGUUUUUAAGAAAGCAAAAAAAUAGAUAAUCAUAUAAAUAAUAAAGAUUAUAAUCAAAAAAAUUAGAAUUCAAUGAGUGAUUUGAUAGAAAUUUAGUAAGAGUAAAUUGCUUUGACUAUUUGGAUUGAUUCUCAAAUUAGAUAUACAGAGAAUUUUCAUCUUUUUGAAACUAUAGAAGAUAUACAUACUUUUAUCAAAUAAAAGCAAAGAGAUUUAAGCCAUAAGAAAUUUAUUCUUUAUACUAAUGUUCCAGAUAAAAUGUUUUUUAAUAAUAAAGAAAAAUUUAUUUCCGACUAUGGAUUGUAUAGUGGCCAAGUUUUACACAUAAAGCUUGUCUGA